This is a messenger RNA of Kwoniella shivajii, 1356 nucleotides long. RefSeq lists its product as uncharacterized. The transcript is spliced from 7 exons. NCBI's taxonomy places the organism in Eukaryota, Fungi, Basidiomycota, Tremellomycetes, Tremellales, Cryptococcaceae. Gene Ontology annotation, biological process: regulation of exit from mitosis; maintenance of rDNA. The coding region runs from base 1 to 1356 and encodes 451 amino acids. The record is from RefSeq and is a predicted model, not a curated record.
AUGUCUCAAUCCCCCUUGGCGAGGACUGCCAGACGGUCGCUGCCUGCUUUCGCACAUCCACCAUCGAAGCUAUCGAAAGCUCAUUCGUCUCGAGAUCUGGCGGAGGAUGAUUCACCUAUUUCCACUCCGUCUCAUACACCUGCAGCUUCAAGCUCAAGACAAUCUUUAGCCACGCCGUCGAGAGAAACACCAACCAAGUAUCGAAAUGCUAAUACAUCAACACCACUUACGCCCAAGAUUCACUAUUCACCAUACGCGCUUUCGACACCCCCCCAAGGUAUGAGUAGAAGCUCAAGCAUACCAUUCGAUAUGGCUGCCAGUGCGAAAGCUGCAAGAAGAGCUGAAGAUAAUAGUAGAUCAAGUACACCUGUGCCCGACACUCAAAGCAAGAAGAAGAGAUUCGUCAGGAAGAAGGCUCUUUGGCAGAGGAUAUCUUCUAUUCCUUCUUCUCUUUACGACAAAUUUGCCUUUGCAACCCCGAAUUCCGUAUAUGAUAUCCUGCCGGAUGAGCACUUGGCUAAUCCAAUAUCUUUGGGAAUACAUACGCUUCAUUACCUUUUGGUCUUUCCCUUCUUUUCAUAUCAGGAUGAAUACCAUAGCGUAUUGAGACACGGGAGAGAACCCAGUGGUGUCAGUGGUAGAUGGGAUAGGUGGGAAAAUGAAGGAAAGGGUAAAGCUAUUGGACUGAUAGCAGGCUGGUCGAAAUAUAUCAUUCUGGUCCUCUUACUUCUUCUUUCUGUUGGGAAUGCCGCCUACCUGUUUACUAGAUUUAGAACAUAUGACAUGCAACUUCGAUCCGGGCAAGAACCGAUUCAUUCACCUCAUGCCUCGCCUGUUCCUGCACCAAAAGUAAAAACUCAACCGGACGAAGAUAUCUUUGCAUCGCUCUCGACAGAACCGCCCUACGCCGGAACAUCAAAGUAUCUGAAAUUAGCUGGAAGGGCUUUGGUAUUCAUAGUCAAGUUUACAUUUCAUGCUAUCUUAUCGGCAUUUGGUAAACCUCCGAAAGAUAUACCUAGAUUUACUGGCUUUGGAACAGAUGAUAAGAUCCAGAGUUUGAGAGUAUGGGAUCCACCAGAAUUCUGUUUAGCUUUCUUUUGCGCGUUCCCACCUAUAUCACCCCUUCUCACGCAUCUUCUAGUCCCAUUACAUCCCAUAUACGUUCCUCUGCUCCAUCUGUCAACUACCUUCCUCCUAUCGCAACUCGCCCAAUCAUAUGCUCAACUAGUCAAAGACAGGAUGUUACUCAGUGCAGAAGUCAUGAGAGAGUACGAUCAAAGAUUCGUCUAUAAAAGAGUAUUUGCCAAUAGAGUUGACAGAGGCGUUGGCACCAAUGAGUCUGAAAUAAUUUGGUAA